Messenger RNA from Lingula anatina, 519 nucleotides. RefSeq lists its product as uncharacterized. The record is from RefSeq and is a predicted model, not a curated record. Lineage: Eukaryota; Metazoa; Brachiopoda; Lingulata; Lingulida; Lingulidae.
CAAAUGGACCCAGACCCUGGCGUUAAUGGUGUCUCCAGGAUUGUUGUGGAGGAAGUUAGGCUCGGGAAGCCACAGUUUGCAGAUCAACCUCAGGUUGCUCAACAGGUGUUCAAUCUUCGUCACUGGAACUGGUACAACCUAGACUUCACGGGGCUGUCAGAAAUCGAGAGCAUGAUCUACCCCAAGAUGUCCUUCGACAGUGGCCUGAGGGUCAGUAUGACAGCCACAGUGAUGACCAGUCAAGCCAGAGCUGUCUGCACGAAGUGGGAGUUCCGGUUUGACCGACAGCUGUGCCCAGUGUCGACACACGUGGUGCACGGCGUUCGCAACACGAAUUCUUACCAAACAACAACGCAGCAUCUGUUCCCCAUAACAGUGAGCGGUAUUUGUACGGGUCUUCCCGCAGGAAACCUGGUACUCAGCAUACAUACCUCUUCAUGCGGGGGGUCUCCGGUGGAUGCAGUCACUGGCUGGCAGACAAGUUUCUUUGUCUCUGCAGAGGAGGUCGUCCUGCCUUGA